Cydia amplana is the source of this 1713-nucleotide messenger RNA. Its product is annotated as facilitated trehalose transporter Tret1-like. The record is from RefSeq and is a predicted model, not a curated record. The transcript has 9 exons. Lineage: Eukaryota; Metazoa; Arthropoda; Insecta; Lepidoptera; Tortricidae. Gene Ontology annotation, molecular function: transmembrane transporter activity. Gene Ontology annotation, biological process: transmembrane transport. The coding region runs from base 281 to 1681 and encodes 466 amino acids. Gene Ontology annotation, cellular component: membrane.
AUGCGGUCAGUCACACGCGAGUAAUCCGUUUCAACUGUAGCAAUCCUCAUCUCACAUGACCGCUGGUGACGCAGAUGGAAGCUGGUUUCAAGUGCACCGGCCAUCAAAACAGGUGGUGAGGCUCGGAUGAUCGCAGUCCGCGCCCGUGGUGACGAGCUGCCGGUCCUCCACCUCUAUAACAACAUAAACUUAGUACGUAGUAAGCCACGCGAGUGUCCAUGAAUGUCAGUGAAGCAGUGAUUGACCAGUUUCGUUUGUGCCAGUGAAAAAAAAAACCAACAUGAUUAAAAUUUCAACAGCCUUUUUGAAACAGUUAUGGCUGACAUUUGGCGCUUCGCUGGCAUUUUUAAUCAUCGGCCUGGUGAGAGGCUACUCCGCGUCUGCUCUGCCGUCCAUCGAGGCUCUUGAACCCAAUCUCAUCCAGACCAGCGAACAAAAAUCAUGGAUAGGAGCCAUUCCCCCGCUCGGUGCGUUCACGGGCAGCAUGAUGUCGGGCGUGGUGAUGCAGCACGCGGGCCGCAAGCGCACGCUGCAGAUGGCCGCGCCGCUGUGGGCUGCCGGCUGGCUGCUGCUCGGCUUCGCGCCCUCGUUCCCGCUCGUCCUCCUCGCUCGCUUCGUUGACGGGCUAUGCGUCGGCUUCACGCUGGCGCCCGCGCAAGUUUACGUGAGCGAGUGCUGCGACCCGGAAAUUCGGGGGCGGCUGGGGUCCCUGCCCACUCUCUCCAUGUCGCUGGGCAUCCUCUUAUCGUACGUCGCGGGCAACUGGCUUUCCUGGAGGCAUCUGGCGUUCUUCUCCGCUACAUUCUGCGGUGCUCUGUUCCUGGUCCUCCUGCCGCUGCCCGAGUCACCCGUAUGGCUGGAAUCGAGGGGGCUGGACUCCACGGCUGCGAAGAAAUGGCUUCACCUCUCUUCGCGAGCCACAGCCGUGGUCAAGGACGAUGUGCCAAAGAAGUCGGAGGCAACGGAGUUGGCCCCGCCGAGCCUGUUCACGCGCGAAGUCUUCUUCUCGUCUUCGGUCAUCAAGCCUCUCAUCGUGGGCUUCUCGCUGCUCUUUUUCCAGCAGUUCAGUGGCAUCGACGCCGUCAUAUUCUUCACUGUUGAAAUUUUCCAAAGUGCAGGAAGCACUCUGAAUCCUAUGAUGGCGACGAUUAUAGUCGGCGUUGUGCAGCUGGUGUGUAACGGAGUGAGCACCAUGGUGGUGGACCGGGCAGGCCGGCGGCCGCUGCUGCUGCUGUCUGCAGCAGUCAUGUGUGCCUCCAUGUUGGCCAUGGGCACCGCUUACUACAUGGAGCUGCAGCACUCGGCGUGGCUUGGGUACCUCCCAGUGGGCAGUUUAGUGGUGUUCAUGAUCGGGUUCUCGCUCGGGUUCGGCGGGCUGCCCUUCCUGCUGCUGGGCGAGCUGUUCCCCGCGCACCACCGCUCGCAGCUCUCCGCCAUGGCGAGCGCCGUCAACCUGCUGUCUAUGUUCACUGUCAUCAAAUCCUUCCAUGCGUUAGAGACUGUGCUGACAUCUGCCGGCACGUUCUGGAUGUACGCGUGCUUCUGCGCGCUGGCGUUCUUCUUCGUGCUGUUCAUGGUGCCUGAGACCAAGGGCAAGUCGCUGGCCGAGAUCGAGGAGCACUUCCGCGGCAACAAGAAAUCCGACGCGGUCAUACUACAAAAAAUCUCCACGAUAGCGUAGGGAUAAAUUAAAUAGUUACUAGGAAAUAAGUA